This is a messenger RNA of Triticum turgidum subsp. durum (durum wheat), 2274 nucleotides long. NCBI's taxonomy places the organism in Eukaryota, Viridiplantae, Streptophyta, Magnoliopsida, Poales, Poaceae. The record is from the annotation of a GenBank genome assembly.
AUGAAAGAAGCAUUCAUCCUCCUGAUUCUCAUCGCCUUCAAAGUGGCGGCGCUAUCUGCAACCACUUCUGGGAUCUCCAUAGCGUUGCCGGGGUGCCCUGACAAGUGUGGCAACGUGUCAAUCCCAUACCCUUUUGGCAUCGGCAAUGGCUGCGCCGCAGCUAGCUUGAACAGCUACUUCACCGUCACCUGUAACAGCACCUUCCAACCCCUACGACCAAUGAUUGGUGGCCCUUCGGGGUUAUCAGAGAUCAUUGACAUCUCCCUGGAGCGUGCUGAGAUGCGUGUUUACGGCCCCGUCAGCUACAACUGCUUCGCGUCGAACACCACAAUCAUGGACAACUACACCAGCGGCUUCAACUUGGUGGGUACGCCGUUCAUCCCCUCAACCAAACGCAACCGCUUCAUGGUCAUUGGCUGCAACACCAUGGGUAUCAUUGGUGGCUACCUGCACAGCAACCCAGACCUGUAUGUGGCCGGCUGCUACUCCUACUGCCAGGGCAUCAACAGCACGUCUAACGGUGCCCCGUGCACUGGGAAGGGCUGCUGCGAAACCACCAUCACCCCAAACCUCACCGACUUUGCGGCGCUCUUGAUCAUCAACCAGAGCAGUGUAUGGACAUUCAACCCAUGCUUCUACGCUAUGCUUGCAGAGGUUGGAUGGUACAGCUUCAGGCAGCAGGACCUUGUCGGGCGUCUUGGGUUCAUCAACGAGAGAGCCAAGAGAGGUGUCCCUGUUAUUGCUGACUGGGCCAUCAGAAAUGGCUCCUGCCCAAAGGAUGGAGCAACGGCGCCAAUGGGUUAUGCAUGUGUCAGUUCAAACAGCUAUUGUGUGGGUGCAACCAAUGGCCCAGGCUACAUGUGCAACUGUUCUGAAGGAUAUGAGGGCAAUCCUUAUCUCCCCAGAGGCUGUCAAGACAUAGAUGAGUGCAAGCUGCAUAAGCAAAACUCCAAGUAUACAGAAUUAUACCCAUGCAGAAAUGGGGUAUGUCGCAACAUACCAGGAGGUUAUGUAUGCAAAUGCGGGAUAGGAAAAAAAUCAGAUAGCAAAAAUUCCGGAUGUCAACCUGUGCUAACCCAAGCUGAACAGGUGGUUAUAGGCCUCAGUGUUUCCUCAGUUGUGGUGAUAGCAUUGGCAUGCCUGUUGGCCAUGAAAUUUCAAAGAAGAAAGCACAGGAAGGAGAAGGACGAGUAUUUUAAACAAAAUGGAGGUCUGAAAUUAUAUGAUGAGAUGAGGUCAAGGCAAGUGGACACCUUUCAUAUACUUACAGAGAAAGAGGUAAAGAAAGCCACAGAAAACUACAGCAACGAUCGAGUUCUUGGUUGUGGGGGUCAUGGAAUGGUUUACAGAGGAACUUUAGGUGAUGGCAAAGAAGUUGCCAUAAAGAAGUCCAAAGUAAUCAACGACGACUGCAGAGAAGAAUUUGUAAAUGAGAUAAUAAUAUUGUCACAGAUUAACCAUAGGAACAUCGUGAGGUUACUUGGUUGCUGCUUGGAGGUAGACGUUCCAAUGUUGGUGUAUGAGUUCGUAUCCAAUGGUACCCUCUUUGAGUUCCUUCAUAGCAAUGAUCAUAAAUCAAUAAUCCCAUUGGAUCUUCGACUGAAGAUUGCUACACAAUCAGCAGAGGCCCUUGCUUACAUCCAUUCAUCAACUUCUCGCACAAUUCUGCAUGGGGAUGUCAAAUCACUCAAUAUACUUUUGGAUAAUGAAUACAAUGCAAAAGUUGCAGAUUUUGGAGCAUCGGCACUGAAGCCCAUAGACAAGGAUGAUUUCAUCAUGUUUAUCCAAGGAACUCUUGGGUACCUUGACCCUGAGUCUUUUGUCAGUCAUCACCUUACUGACAGAAGCGAUGUCUACAGUUUUGGGGUUGUUCUUCUAGAGCUACUAACAAGAAAGAAGGCUAUAUUCAUUGAUAAUCUUAAUGAACAGAAAGCGCUAUCGCAUGCCUUCCUCAUGACGUUUCACCAGAAGAAGCUCCGCGAUAUAUUGGAUGAUGAUAUAAUAGAAGAUGAAGUUACGGUGGUGCUCGAGAAACUAGCUGAACUCGUCAUGCAUUGUUUGAACCCAAGAGGAGAUGAGAGGCCAACAAUGAAGGAAGUAGCAGAGCGUUUGCAAAUGUUGAGGAGAAUCCAGAUGCAGCAAGUCACCACACCAAAUCCUAUGAGGACGCAAUACCCUGAUGGAGAAUCAUCAAUGUCUAUAGCUUCUGACGAAAUGAAAUACCAGAGCACCAACACAGCCAAAUUGGUCCUAGAUGUAGAUCGUGCAAGAUGA